Molecule: messenger RNA, 982 nt
Organism: Arabidopsis arenosa
Lineage: Eukaryota; Viridiplantae; Streptophyta; Magnoliopsida; Brassicales; Brassicaceae
Source: the annotation of a GenBank genome assembly
AUUUUGGUGGUUUAUUUUACAAGUAAUGAUUGUUUUGUAUAUUGAAUAAUAUCUGCAACUAUAACGCUCCUCUGGCUUUCAGGAAAUGAUUGACGAAUUCAAGAUAUACUUUUUGUUCUUCGAUAGAGCUGGUUAUGGAGAGAGCGAUCCUAAUCCAACACGAACGCUGAGAUCUGAUACAUACGAUAUCGAAGAACUUGCUGACAAAUUGCAAAUCGGUCCAAAGUUCCACGUUAUAGGCAUGUCACUUGGAGCUUACCCAAUUUACGGUUGCCUCAAAUACAUUCCUCAUAGGCUUAGUGGAGCUUCGUUGGUGGUUCCGUUAAUAAAUUUUUGGUGGAGCCGUGUGCCUCAAAACUUAUUGAAUGCAGCAAUGAAGAAAUUGCCAAUUGGAUUUCAGUUGACACUUCGAGUUGCACACUACUUUCCAUGGUUGUUAUAUUGGUGGAUGACUCAGAAAUGGUUCCCAAAUAGUCGAAAUCCCAAAGAUACAAUGACCGAGCGAGACCUAGAACUCGCGGAAAUGCAUACAAAACACUCCUAUAUCAAGGAGUCUGCUUUACGACAAGGUGAUUAUGUGAGCACACAACGAGACAUCAUUGCGGGUUACGGGAAUUGGGAAUUUGAUCCAACGGAAUUGAGCAAUCCGUUUUCGGAUAGUAACAAAGGGUCGGUUCAUAUGUGGUGUGCACUCGAAGACAAACAAAUUUCACGCGAUGUUUUACUCUAUAUAUGUGAUAUGCUGCCAUGGAUAAAGCUCCAUGAGGUCCCUGAUGGUGGACAUUACAUUAUCCAUGAGAAGCGGCAUUUUGAAGCCAUUAUCAAAGCCGCUUGUAGUGAAUGAAAUAUGAGAACAAAAAAACUCUAUAAGAUUUCAAUAUGAAAUUAAAUCAGUUUAAGAAAAUUAUGGCUAUGUAAGUUUCAUGUGACAAAGAAAAUUGUCUAAUCUAUUUAGACAAAUGUAUAAAUGUAACUACUUUUG